CCUACAGGACCUGGGAGACUGUACAAUCUACCUCUGUCCGUGGAAGAAAAAAGGAAAUACCAACUCCAAACUCCAGCUCACCUGCUUUUCUCUUAUUCGGAGAAAACCCUCGGCUGUCGUACCAGACAGCUGUGCAGUGCAUGAACACAAACUGGAGCAUGGACUUUUUUAUUUUUUAAUUCCUAAACAAAAACAGGAGAGUGGAGUGCUGCUGAGCCGCGACGAAGUCUGUCUAUCAGCCCUUUAAAGAGUGGAGGUCUCACUGAAACCUCUGUGGAAGAGUUGUGGAGCUAGCCAGGGGGGAGAAAAAAUUAAGUUAAACAAGCCAACGGUGCUGUUUUUGUGCUCGCUGUGGGACUUGAGAGGAUUUUUACGAAAGACGCGCUAACGUUACGCCACGCAUGCCACAAGCAUCGAGUCAGCAGCUUCAAACCCUCUGAAGCUCGCUGUUCAUGCGUGGCUCGUUUCUCUUUCUAACGAGAAAAUGCAUUGCAGCUACGUGGCUGUUUGUGCCAUUUCUUGAAGUUUGAAUUAAUUGAGAGAGUUGCUGGAAAGCAGCGCAAACUUCACUUUUGGCCUGGACCAGAGUGGAGGAGCCAGGCUGUGCAGCUAGCUAGUUAGCUGGCUGCAUAACUGUUGUUUGCUAGCACUAGCGCUAGCUUAUAUUCGGCCAACAAGUCAGUUUUUCGCUCUUUUUUAUUUUUCUUUUCUUUUUUUUUUUUUUUUUUUGUUUUACCAGUACGAACAAACUCAACUGGGGCAGCUUAGCUAACCCAAAGUCGCAGCAAGAAUGCCCAGAGCUGCUGUUCGUUAAUGGUGGUUUCCAUGAGGCGGCUAACUUUAGCAGCAGCCUUAGCUUGUGUUUGAUUGAACACGUUGGACUUGUUCCUCCGCCCAUCUUCCGGGAUGUCUUUUAUUUAUUUUUGUUUACCUGUUGGCCCACACCGCAAAACAAAACCUGUUUCCUGAAGGUAUUUCUUUUCCAGUUCGAACUGUGCUCUUCGCCAGGAAUUAUUCAGUGUUUGAUCCGGAGCAGUGCUGGAUGGUGUCAGUGAUGUGGCUCCGGACUUUGUGUUUGGGUUUUGUGUUGACCGCUGUCUGGUUGGUGAUGAGCUGUCAUCGAGCGACGGGCGAGAUUUGUCCCAGCAAGGACAUCCGCAACAAUGUGACCAACCUCCAGACGCUCGAGAAUUGUACUGUGAUCGAAGGCCACCUGAAGAUCUUACUCAUGUUCAGGACCAAGCCAGAGGAUUUCCGAGGCCUCAGUUUCCCCAAGCUGACCGUGGUCACCGACUACCUGUUGCUCUUCAGAGUUUACGGCCUGGAGAGCCUCAGCGAUCUCUUUCCUAACCUAACAGUCAUCAGAGGCAACAACUUGUUCUUUAACUAUGCUCUAGUGGUGUUCGAGAUGCUCCAGCUGCGAGAAAUCGGCCUCUAUAGCUUAAUGAAUAUCACCAGAGGAGCUGUGAGAAUUGAGAAGAAUCCAGAUCUCUGCUAUCUCUCCACUCUGGACUGGUCCAAGAUCCUAGACUCAGUGGAAGACAACUACAUCAUGGCCAACAAGAAUGACCGAGAGUGUGGCGACGUGUGCCCAGGGGUAGCUGUCGGUAAGACCACCUGCCAGACGACCACGAUCAACGGACACUUCAGCGAGCGAUGCUGGACACAGAACCGCUGUCAAAGAAUGUGUCCUGUUCAGUGCAAACACCGGGCAUGUACCAAGGAUGACCAGUGCUGUCACGACCAAUGCCUGGGCGGCUGCCUAAAGCCUAACUCAGCCAGUCACUGCGUGGCCUGCCGUGGCCUUCAGCAUGAGGGUAACUGUGUGGAUCGCUGCCCCAAAAACCACUUCACCUACAAGGGCUGGCGCUGUGUCUCCUUCGCCUUCUGCCAGGAUCUGCACAACAGAUGCAAGCGGGAGAAGGAACGCAGCAAGAGCCCCGACUGCCACGAGUACGUCAUCCACAACGCUGCCUGCAUCCCUGAGUGUCCCUCUGGCUACACCACCGUCAACUCCUCCUCGCUUAACUGCACUCCCUGUGCAGGGCUCUGCCCUAAGGUGUGUAUGGGUCUGAAAACAGUGGACUCUGUCACUGCUGCCCAGGCUUUAAGAGGCUGCACUGUUCUCAACGGGAGCCUGGUCAUCAACCUACGUGGAGGAAACAACAUAGCAGCUGAACUGGAGGCCAGCCUGGGCCAGCUGGAGGAGAUCACUGGCUACCUGACAGUACGACGUUCCUACGCCCUUGUAUCACUCUCAUUUUUCCGUAAACUCCGUGUUAUUCGUGGAGAGGAACAGGAAAUCGGAAAUUACUCGUUUUAUGCCCUGGACAACCAGAAUCUGCGGCAGCUCUGGGAUUGGUCCAAGCACAAGCUGACUAUCCUGCAGGGACGCAUGUUUUUUCACUACAACUCCAAACUCUGCAUGUCUGAGAUCCGCAAGAUGGAAGAGGUGACAGGAACCAAAGAGCGGCAAGUCAAGAGCGACAUUGCCUCCAAGACCAACGGAGACCAGGCCUCAUGUGAGAACCAUGUGCUGAAGUUUACUCAGAUCCGAACAAUGAGUGAUAAGAUAAUGGUGAAGUGGGAAGCUUUCUGGCCUCCAGACUUCAGGGAUCUGCUGGGCUUCAUGGUACUCUACAAAGAAGCACCUUUUCAGAACGUAACAGAGUUUGAUGGGCAGGACGCCUGCGGCUCCAACAGCUGGGUAAUCGCUGAUGUGGACCCGCCACGCCGAGCCACCGAGGGGGACAAGGAGCAGUUUGAACCUGGUCAUCUCAUUCUGCCUCUGAAGCCCUGGACACAGUACGCCAUCAUGGUGAAAACCCAGCUCUCAGCUUCUGACGAGCACCAGGUCCAUGGAGCCAAGAGCGAGAUCAUCUAUGUUCGCACCAACGCCACCAAACCCUCAGUCCCGCUGGACCCAAUUUCCUCGUCCAACUCUUCUUCCCAGAUCAUCCUCAAGUGGAAACCUCCCAAUGACCCCAACGGCAACAUCACUCACUACCUGGUCUUCUGCCAGCGCCAGCCAGAGGCCAGCGAGCUCUACAAGUUUGACUACUGUCAGAAGGGGAUGAAGUUACCAUCGCGGGUACCCACUCAGGUGGACAGUGACGAGGAGCAGAAGUGGAAUCAGACAGAGGAGCAGGGCCAGGGGACCCGAUGCUGUGCCUGCCCCAAAACUGACAAGGAGCUCAAGAAGGAGAAAGAGGACUCAGAGUACCGCAAAACCUUUGAGAAUUACCUCCAUAAUGAAGUCUUUGAGAUCAAGCGCUCGAGACAGCGACGCUCUGUGAUGGGCAUCGCCAACCGAACGCACCCCUUCGUCACCACCACCCCCAGCCUGCCGGGGGGCACCGGCACCCCUGACGACGAGGAUGAGGAAACCUUUGAAAGCACCAAGACCGUAGUCACAGUCCACGCCAAGGAGUCCACGGUCAUCUCCAGCCUACGCCACUUCACCAGCUACCAGAUCGAGAUCCACGCCUGCAACCACCCAACCGACGCGGCCCGAUGCAGUAUGGCAGCAUAUGUCAGCGCACGCACAAUGCCUGAACACAAAGCUGAUGACAUCUCAGGUCCCAUCAGUUAUGAGGUGACAGAAAAUACAGUACACAUCACCUGGCAGCAACCCACAGCCCCUAAUGGUAUGAUCAUCCUGUAUGAGGUCAACUACAAGAGACUGGGAGACACUGAGGAGCUGCACUACUGUGUGUCGAGGAAAAUGUACAAAGCGACCCGUGGCUGCAAGCUGAAAGUGAUGCAUCCUGGGAACUACACAGUGAGGAUCCGGGCCACCUCGCUGGCUGGGAACGGAUCGUGGACUGAGCCCACAUACUUCUAUGUCCAAGACGCAAGCGAUCCUCUCUACAUUGUGAAGAUCGUCAUCGGGCCAAUCAUCUGUUUUGUCCUGCUGCUGUUUGUGGCUGUGGCAGGAUUCGUGAUGUUCAAGAAAAAUCAAACACAAGGUCCUAGUGGUCCCAUCUACGCCUCUUCAAAUCCUGAGUAUCUCAGUGCGAAUGACGUGUAUGAGGAGGACGAGUGGGAGGUGGCCAGAGAGAAGAUCGCCAUUUUGCGGGAACUGGGUCAAGGCUCCUUUGGUAUGGUCUACGAGGGCAUCGCCAAGGACAUCAUCAAGGGCGAGGGGGAAACACAUGUAGCAGUGAAGACAGUGAACGAGUCCGCCAGCCUGAGGGAGCGAAUCGAAUUCCUGAAUGAGGCCUCGGUCAUGAAGGCCUUCAGCUGCCACCAUGUGGUGCGUCUGCUGGGUGUUGUGUCUAAAGGCCAGCCCACCCUGGUGGUCAUGGAACUGAUGACUCAUGGAGACCUGAAGAGUUACCUGCGUUCUCUUCGCCCUGACGCUGAGAACAACCCCGGGCGUCCGCCACCCACUCUGAAGGAGAUGAUACAAAUGGCCGCUGAGAUUGCAGACGGCAUGGCUUAUCUUAACGCCAAGAAGUUUGUCCACAGGGACUUGGCAGCCAGGAAUUGCAUGGUUGCUCACGAUCUUACAGUCAAAAUAGGAGACUUUGGCAUGACCAGAGACAUCUAUGAGACCGAUUACUACAGGAAAGGAGGGAAGGGCUUGCUGCCCGUCAGGUGGAUGGCACCUGAGUCUCUGAAGGACGGAGUCUUCACCGCACAUUCAGACUGCUGGUCGUUUGGGGUUGUGCUGUGGGAGAUCAGCACGUUGGCUGAGCAGCCGUACCAAGGCCUGUCCAACGAGCAGGUCCUCAAGUUUGUUAUGGACGGAGGCUACCUAGACCGGCCAGACAACUGUGCUGACAGACUACACAACCUGAUGCAGAUGUGUUGGCAGUACAACCCAAAAAUGCGCCCCACCUUCCAGGAGAUCAUUGAGAUGCUACGGGAGGACCUGCAUCCUUCCUUCCAGGAGGUCUCCUUCUUCUACAGCGAGGAGAACAAACCGCCAGAGAGCGAGGACUUUGACCUCGACAUGGAAAACAUGGAGAGCAUCCCGCUGGACCCUUCAUCAUACUCUCAGAGGGAGCAGUGCUUGGACAGAGAUGAGGCCUCCUCCAUGGGCCUGAGGGGCAGCUACGAGGAGCACCACAUCCCAUUCACACACAUGAACGGGGGAAAGACCAACGGACGAAUACUGGCCCUACCGCGGUCCAGCCCCUCCUAACAUACUGUACACAUCCUGCACAAACACAUCGAUCCUAUAGAUUUAAAUAUAUUUUUGUUUUUUUGUUUUCAUUUUAUAUAGAUCACACUUGUAUCACUCUCACCUCAGAAGCCCCGCAGUGCAUAUCUCAGGACCUUAUUUUUCUCUUCAGAAACCACAAACACACACUACAGUAAGUCCACGCACGGAUAUCAGAAGACACUUUUUGUAUUUAAGGAUGAAUCUCCUGCGUCUCUUGGUUAUGAUUGUAGUUUAUAUAAUGUAUAUAUAUUGCCAAGUUUGUGCUAGACUGAGUGGAUAAUGGAUUCAACUGUGAAACAAACUCUUGACAAACAAGAAGGCUGCUAAACCCACUGUCUCUCCCCGAGUCCAGACUGUGUUCCUCGCCCCAAUUCAUGAAAAGGGUUCAUCCCCGGGUUGCUAAGUUUUGAAAAAAGUGCCCUUCUCUUUUGUCUGUGGCCUACAUCAGUCGUCAUGAAACUCUGUCUGACUAUUUGCAAGUAGAAAAUGAAAGACUGAACUGAAAAUGAAAGACUUUGGGAACUCUGCUGGAUGGCCAACGAUGGUCCAUCCUUGAACAAACUCUGAUCCACUGGAGAAGCUGGUUGAAGUGGCUUACCUCCUCACACUCUGCAGUAUUCCAAAAUGGCACACAGGAUAAAUACAGAACUUUUGUCGGGUUAUAUUUUUUAAUUUAUUUACCUGUAUUUUCUGUUUUCUCUCUUUUUCUUUUUCUCUUUUUUUUUUCUUUUUUUUUGAGUUUUCACAUUUACAGCUGAAGGAUAUUUAAACUGUUUUCAGAAACAUUUUGGCAAACGAGUUCCUCAGAUUGACCAAUAGCUGCUUCAUUGGUAUAUUUUAGUGGGUAUAGAAGAUUAAAAAAAAAAAAAAAAGUAUAAAUAUAUAUAUAUAAAUAUUCUAUUGAUGUUUUUGUACAUAGUUGAUAUGUUGUCAUUCUUGAGGUAUUUCCGGUCAUAGAAAAUGUUUUUACAUGUUAGUCUCUUACGUUUAUUUUUUCUAAUCCAGAAAAUCAUACUAAUUAGCUUUUUUGGACUCAUGAUCAACCAACAGCACUUGGUCUUUUACUAUGUGAUGCCUGGGAGAAAAAGAAGUGUUUGGCGUCUUCAGCUUAAGAUGUCUGCCCAUCAUAUCAAGAUCAAAUAAAAUAGUGCUGUAAAUAAUGCAGCAAGGUGCAUUCAUGAA
Stegastes partitus (bicolor damselfish) is the source of this 6352-nucleotide messenger RNA. RefSeq names its product insulin receptor a (gene insra). Gene Ontology annotation, cellular component: insulin receptor complex; plasma membrane; axon. Bases 1043 to 5149 code for a protein of 1368 amino acids. NCBI's taxonomy places the organism in Eukaryota, Metazoa, Chordata, Actinopteri, Pomacentridae. Gene Ontology annotation, molecular function: phosphatidylinositol 3-kinase binding; insulin receptor activity; ATP binding. Gene Ontology annotation, biological process: multicellular organism development; positive regulation of kinase activity; cell surface receptor protein tyrosine kinase signaling pathway. The record is from RefSeq and is a predicted model, not a curated record. The transcript has 21 exons.